Messenger RNA from Eimeria mitis, 915 nucleotides. RefSeq lists its product as uncharacterized. The record is from RefSeq and is a predicted model, not a curated record. The coding region runs from base 1 to 915 and encodes 304 amino acids. NCBI's taxonomy places the organism in Eukaryota, Apicomplexa, Conoidasida, Eucoccidiorida, Eimeriidae. The transcript has a single exon.
AUGCAGAAGUACAUGGACGACUUCAAUGAAGCAGCAGAGGAAAUGCAAGCGGCUUUCUCGUCAACAUCGGCAGUGCUUCAAAAUUUUCAACUACACUUCACACCGUCGCUUGAGGAUGAUCAAAGUCUCCUGGGAGACCCUCUGGCGGUCAUCAAAGAUCACGUUGCCAAGAUGCGAGAAUGCACAGUUCCACCUGCUUCUUCUCUGCAGGCACGGCUGGACUUCGUGCAACACCUGCAGCUAUUACGCAGCAUUUGCCGCACAGUGGCCCUUCGCCUCAAGGAUUUGGAAUUGUUCAACACUGUGAAUCAGAAAUUAGGCGUGGCGAAUCCUUUUCUUGUUUCUGGCGGCGGCGAGGAUUAUAAUAACAGUGAUGCUCCUAGAAACUUUCAAGAAGUGACAGGAGACGACUGGACAGCUUCUGAGUUCUUGGAAUUCUUCGGGCUGUCUCGGGGUGGUAAAAGACGAGUAAAUGGAACCUUAGCUAGGAAACUCAGAUGGUUGUUGGAGAUUGAGAAGAGAUUUAACGACGCCAACUUGAACGCCCGAUAUCAUUUCAUGGCAUUUCUUCAACCGUUUGAACGAGACGGCGCCUACAACCCCGCUCAUGCCCCUGCCGAACACCAGAUUCCAUACACUGGAAAGCCAUUUCGUACUGGAGCUCUUGCAGAAGCAGCGGCGCAUGUAUUCCGCGAGUCCGAUGCCACUACGAACUACGCACAUAUACGAAAGCUGAACCAAAUUGCAGAUAAUUGGACGAACGAAGAAGUAGAGGCGGCUGCGGUUCAACAAGAGAAGGAAAAUGCGAACAAUGCCCAAACCAGGCUGAAGAGUAAGAGGGAGCUUAUGCUACGGCUGCUAAGCCAAGGCAUACCAGAGGAUGAUCUGGUGAUGAUUGCAUUGUUCCUUUUAUAG